GGGACGUCAUAUCUCGCGAGAAAGUGCAGUAUAUAUAUAGAUCUAUCUAUACACAAGCAAAAUGGCUCCCCUUGGUCUAUGUUGGCCUGACGAAGUUGAUGUUUUCUCUGUACCACAUUCCAGAAUGAAAACUCUAGUCGAUACUUAUAAAAAUUUGAUUACUUCAACAGAUUUCAAUGAUGGACAAAAUCUUCAAGUACUCUUGACAAAUCUACAAAAUGUUUUCUCAGAAUUUAAAGCACAUGAACACAUCGAGAAUAGUUUAAUAAUGAAGAGGCUGAAAAUAAAGUUGCGCGCAGCUUCAGUCACAAAUGCAGCUGUCUGUAACUGUCACAAUGACAAUAGACUGUCUGAAAUGCUUCACCUGGUUCUGGAUGGCUACAAAUUAACUCAGAAAACCAAAACAGAACGUCAGAACUAUGGGGACAGACUUAAAAAGGCUUUGGAAGACUUUACUAAAAAAUUUAUUCCGCACAUGGAGGAAGAAGAAAUGGUAUUUCAGCCAAUGCUCAUGCAAUAUUUUAGUUAUGAUGAGUUAAAGGAAUUAAAGGCAAAAGUAAUUGAGCAACAUGAUAUGUCCAAAAGCCAAGAAGAAAGCAUUCAGGAAAAAUAUGUUGACGACUCUAAAGAAUCUGAUGGUGAACAAAAUAGGGUUGAGAAGGAAGAUCAUUUUUCCAAGCUACCUAAUGAAAUCUGUCAACAAAUUUUUGCUCUGCUUGGCCCAAAAGAUUUAGUGAAGAUUUCUCAGGUUUCUAAGAGAUGGCAACAUGUGAGUAAGGACCCAGCCCUUUGGUUUCGUCUCUAUCCAGUUCACUGGGCUCAAGGGAAUUGGAGUUUUUAUCCUGAGCCUCAGGGUGGUGUUGAUGGACCCGGAGUAGAUGUCAAAGUACUGAAGAGGUUCUCUGAACUAGGUUCCUUUUCUUGUCUUGAUGAAGAUGCAGACUUUGAUGACUCUGAAGAUAGUGACGGAGCUGAAGUUGAUGACCCUGAAAGUCAUAAGCAGAUUUUAUCAGAGGCCAAAAUGUUAACUGCUAUAGUCAAAUAUUUGCUGCCAGUGGUUGGUGAAGGUGUAAAAGUUUUUGACUUAGCUUAUAGUCGAGGACUCAGUAAUAACUUGGUUCACAAGAUUCUAAAGCUGUGUCCUAACUUAGAAGUGUUUGAUUUGACUCACACAAAAGUUGGAGAUGAUGCAUUUAAAGAGUUUGGGGCUAACAACAAAUCAUUCAGACUGCGUUACUUAGAUCUAACAGGAUGUGAUAACAUAACUGAUCUCACUUUGUUUAGUUUGGCCAACAAAGUUCUCUCAGAAGACACAAACCAUCAGGUAGAAAUUGAAAACUUGCCAUACAAUUGUCCUCUACGUCAGUCUCUUUGUUGCAAAAAGUAUCCAACUGCUGUUAAAGAAACUAUUUCCUACAGUAGCCAUACUGAGUGUACAAACACAGAGAAUGUUAAGUCUAACAUUUGUGAAGAAAAUUUUGUGUCAGAGACAUGUGACUUAAGCUAUGUUUAUUUGGACAUGCUCAUCGAGUCUGAUGGAAAUCUACUCCCUCCUAGCUCAACAACUUACCAGGACAACGUUUCAAGGCUCAGCCAAGAGUUUUGCUGUUUAAAUUGUGUUGGCACUGUGGACCAAGCUGGCCUCUCUUUGUCUCCAAAAAUAUGUGGCACUGGGUGCAAAUGUCCUGGCCAAACAGUUUCUGUGACAAAUUUGUGUGAUACUCAACAAUCUUUAUUUGAUAAAAAUUCAUCUCAUGCUAUGAAAGGCUUGUGUAGCUUGGAAUUCCUCAGUUUAAAUGGCUGCUACAGAAUUUCAGAUAGUGGUUUAUGUGCUCUAGCCAUCGGACAAGGUACACCUAAUCUUACUCAUCUGGAUGUCUCAGGGUGUAUUGCAAUAUCUGGAUAUGGUUUAUCUAAGCUUGUCUCAACCUGCCUUAGACUUGACCAUGCGCAUUUGUUUUACUGUGACAAUAUUCAAGAUGAUCCCUACAGAAGUACAGCAAGUGGUUGUAGAAAUGUUGAAUGUGGAAGCAGAUUUUGUUGCAGCAUGGGCCAAUGAUUGUUGAUGCUCUGUAUUCCACAAUGAUGAGGGGAAGUUAGGUGAACAUCAGUAGCGGAUUCUUACAUAUUUUUUAAAUGGGCAAACCAUUACAAAUAACCAGAUGUUCUAAUGGAUGUCUACUUCUCUCUUCUACUGCAUGCCAUGUAUACUGUUAAUAAGUGAUGUUUAGUCUACAGCUUUUGGAACUAAGGUCAAAUGUUCCUAACAAAAGGAAAGACAUUUAAGCUUUGCUUAGGUUGUAGCUACCAAGUACCUUUCACUUCUUUGCAUGUUUUAAUAGGCUUAAUGUUGACAUCAACAUAUUGCCACAAGCUUUUGUAUGAUUUUAUAACUUGAUACCAAAAAUAGAAUAAUUAGGGCAUGUCGAGAUUUUGUUUUUGAAACUUUAUUAUUAGUUUGCAUAAAACAUUAAUGUAUAUAUUAUAUGGCUACAGUUAACGCCAGAGUUUGCUUAUAUUUUAUAAUGGUAUAUUUCUGCACAUUACAUAGAAACAAUUUUCAUUAUUGAAAAUCUCUGCUACUAAAUUACCUUUGACUAUAUUUUUAGUUUUAUAUGCAUCAAGCCAUCUAUAAGUCUAUUACAGAAUUGAUCUGGUUGUGUAGGCAUAUAUCUUCAAACAAUCUAUGCAGAAUUACUUUAUCUAGUCUUUGUUCUGUAUUGAGUUGUUCAUUGUGCUAUGUAUGAUAAAUAAAGUUUUCUCUUUACUCAAAUCUA
Biomphalaria glabrata is the source of this 2777-nucleotide messenger RNA. Its product is annotated as F-box/LRR-repeat protein 5-like. Gene Ontology annotation, biological process: intracellular iron ion homeostasis. The record is from RefSeq and is a predicted model, not a curated record. Bases 62 to 2059 code for a protein of 665 amino acids. Gene Ontology annotation, molecular function: protein binding. NCBI's taxonomy places the organism in Eukaryota, Metazoa, Mollusca, Gastropoda, Planorbidae. The transcript is spliced from 11 exons.